Messenger RNA from Oncorhynchus tshawytscha (Chinook salmon), 1744 nucleotides. RefSeq names its product alpha-1,3-mannosyl-glycoprotein 4-beta-N-acetylglucosaminyltransferase C. Gene Ontology annotation, molecular function: acetylglucosaminyltransferase activity. The transcript has 6 exons. NCBI's taxonomy places the organism in Eukaryota, Metazoa, Chordata, Actinopteri, Salmoniformes, Salmonidae. Gene Ontology annotation, biological process: protein N-linked glycosylation. Bases 296 to 1654 code for a protein of 452 amino acids. The record is from RefSeq and is a predicted model, not a curated record.
CCACCCACUCACAAACACCAGGAAGUACCGGGAGAUAUGAACCACCACAGUACCAUUUAUAUUGCGAAGGGACCGAAUAACUAACAGCAGCACUUGCUCUCAUACCGCCGUCUGAGGGGAGAGUAUAUUGAUGCCGGUGAUAGAACGCGAGAAACUUACCGAAAGUUUUUUUAAAUCUCUAUUUUUCUUCACAACCGUGUGUAUAAAACACGUGAGUUUUGGUGUAUUGGCCUGAUGUGACAGCGGAGCUCCGUUCAGUGAAUUAAAGACGUCACGCACACCGGCGACAGGGGCGAUGCGGUGGACCUAUAAGAAGAGCGUUACCAUGGGAGCAGUCUUCCUCCUCCUCUCCAUCCUUUACUUCAGUCUCCCUCUGGACCUCAGGAGCACCUGGGUGGAGGAGUGGCAGGUCCAGACCUUCUCCAGCGAUGCAUCGUGGAUAGACAAGGGAGGCUACCUCCCACUGAACGUCUCUUAUCAACUACUGGCAGGAACACCUCCCACUGAACAGAAGUACCUGACCAUCGGGCUGUGCUCAGUGAGUCGUCCUAAAGGCAGCUAUCUGAUCUCCACCUUGUCCUCCAUCUUCUCCCGCUCCUCCCCAGCAGAGCUAAACUCCAUGUUGGUGGUGGUACUGCUGACAGACUUCGAUGCCCAAUGGAGAGCGACCACGCUGGGGGAGAUUACAGCUAACUUCCCCUCCCAGCUGAAGGCAAACCAGCUCCUGGUGGUACAUGCCCCCAAGCAGUACUACCCACCAAUAACAGGCCUGAAAAGGAACUUUAACGACAAGGCUGACCGCGUGACGUUCCGCUCCAAACAGAACGUUGACUAUAGCUUCCUGGUUCAGUUCUGCACUGGGCGGAGCCUGCACUACCUGCAGCUGGAGGACGACGUCUCCUGCUCGCAUCACUUCCUGUCCGCCAUCAGAGGGCAUGUCCAGCAAAUGGAAGUGCCCUGGGCCACGUUAGAGUUCUCAGCGCUGGGCUACAUUGGGAAGCUGUACCACUCAGAACACCUCCCCCUCCUCUCACGCUUCCUCUUCCUGUUCUACCAGGAAAUGCCCUGCGACUUCCUGUUCAGUCACUUCCGGGUGCUUUUGACGCAGAGCGAGGUGAUCCGCUUCACACCCUCACUGUUUCAACACACAGGCUCAUACUCGUCCUUCCUGGGGACCUUCAACAAGCUGAAGGAUGACGACUACGAGGAUCUCUACACCAACCCUGCUGCUGACGUCUAUAGUGACAUACCAGUCUAUAAGGAGCAUGUGGCGGCCAUGGCCUGGUCUCCUGGUACUGGAACCUUCUUCUGGGGGCGGAGUCCCUCUUCAGGGAACCACCUAACCGUCACCUUCAAACAUCCUGUUGUGGUUACCUCCAUUACCGUGGUGACUGGUUCAGCAGAGGGUCGUGAUCGGUUGGCAUCUGCGACCGUAGAACUGGGUCUCCACCCGGUAACCGAGAAGACUGGGUCGGGGACAACAUGCCAAGAGUUCUAUAACGUGGGGGAUCUGCAGGGAGGCAGGAUGGACAUGACGGACGUACACAAGAAGAGAUUUGGCCACGCGUCUUCCUGUCUGAAGAUAAGAGUCACAGCCAAACAGAAUGACUGGGUUAUCAUCAAGAAGAUCAGGAUUACAACAAAGGAGGAAUAAACACUCUGAAAACACACACACACUCACUGAACAGACACACACACACACACACACACACUCACUGAACAGACACACACACACACUCACUGA